Molecule: messenger RNA, 978 nt
Organism: Siniperca chuatsi (mandarin fish)
Lineage: Eukaryota; Metazoa; Chordata; Actinopteri; Centrarchiformes; Sinipercidae
Gene: mrpl18
Product: mitochondrial ribosomal protein L18
Exons: 4
Coding region: 158-724 (188 amino acids)
Biological process (GO): translation
Cellular component (GO): mitochondrion; ribosome
Molecular function (GO): structural constituent of ribosome; 5S rRNA binding
Source: RefSeq, a predicted model, not a curated record
CCGAAUGUCAAAGAUGGCGCUCCACAUGUCAUGGUGAAUUCUUAUCAAACAGCCAGAGUAUGUAUUCAUAUUUUUAAGGAUAUAACGGUUUACCGGAUGGUAGCACAUUGACUGGACUUUUAUUUUAACUUAUGAGGUGAACACAGCUGAGGAGGAGAUGGCUUUGAGCGGAAUUAGUCGCAGUGUACGGCUGUUAGGUCAAAUUCAACAAUGUCGUCCAAUUGUGGCCACAAACCAGACAGCUCGGUGUCUGAGUCAGGCAGCCUCUCAGCCGGAGCCCAGCGCAGAUGAAAAUGAAGCCGUGAACCCGACCUUUGUGAACAGAAACCCCCGGAACCUGGAGCAGAUGGCUCUGGCUGUGAAGGACCGGGGCUGGAAGACGACCUGGCCCCACCGGGAGUUCUACCACAGGUUGGAGUUUUCUCGCACCCAGCACCAUGUGACGGCACAAGUGUUCUCCAGCAGCUCUCCUGUCCCGGUGCUUUCCUGUUCAACCAAGGAGUGGGCGGUGAAGAAGGAGCUAGCUUCCACAAGGUGCGUGGCAGCGUGUCAGGCUGUGGGCGAAGUGCUGGCACAUCGAUGCCAGCAGGCUGGCAUCACCAGGAUGGUGUACAGGGCGAUUCCCUGGACGUACCGCUCUGAUGCUGUUCAGUCUUUCAGGGCAGCAAUGAAAGAGGGAGGAAUAACCCUCAGUGAACCCAGAAGGAAAUACAUCGGUACCUGAAUUUAGGUUUCAUCUGUCACAUCUGUUGUUUUGUAAAACAUGUCCUCUAUCCCUUUCUCUCUACUCUUUUCUGAAUUAUAACUGUGCUGAUAUUAAGAUGACCAGCACUACAGUGAAUGACAAUAUAAAGAGGAUCAAAAUGAGUGAUGAAAGUAAGGUUGCCUGUCCCUGUUCUUUGUCUCUUGUGGAUAAAAUGUUUCUGAACAGAAGCAGUUCUCCUCUGGUUUAUUAUUUAAUAAAGAAACAAAGCGGUU